UGUAAACAAAAACAAACGUUUGCAAUCUUUUGGCCGCACUAAACAAUGUCUAGUAGAAAAUACAGUGAUGUUAAUCUCUACGACUUACUGGGCGUGUCCAUUGAAGCCGACCAGACUGAGAUACGCAAGGCAUACAGAAAACGCGCACUCGUUUGCCAUCCAGAUAAGAAUCCUGACAAUCCAAAGGCGGCUGAAAGAUUUCAUGAGCUCUCCAAGGCUUUAGAAAUACUUAGUGAUGCCUCAGCACGCGCAGCUUAUGACAAAGUGCUUAAGGCGAAAAAAGCAGCCGAACUGCGAACCAAGCAGCUGGACAGCAAGCGCCAAAAGCUAAAGGAGGAACUAGAAGAGCGCGAACGUGCAGCGCUAAAUAAGUUGCACUCGGCGCAGCCCUAUAGCACUGUACGUAAAAGCGAUGAGGAAGUGUUGCAGGAACAAAUUGAGCGUUUGCGGCGCGAAGGAUCCAAGCUGCUGGAAGAGGAGCAUCAGGCCAUGAGGGAGCAACUUCAGCGUAACUACAAGGAGCAGCAGCAGCAGCAACAACAGGAAAAAGAUAAAUUUGAUUCUGCGCAGCAUCGUAUCAAAAUUAAGUGGAAGGCGGAGAAGAACGAUGAGAGUAAUGGCGGCUAUACUGAGGAACAGUUGAUGAAGUAUCUCAAGAAAUAUGGUGAAGUAGUGGCGCUUGUAAUGAAUCCCAAAAUACGUGGACGUGCUAUGGUUGAGCUGAAGACACGUGAAGCCUGCGAUAUGGUGCUGUCCUAUGAACAUGGUGAUCCCGCAAAUCCUUUGCACUUUCAAUGGGUAACGCCGCCAGUGGAAAAGCAACGCACUGUGCCCACCAAUAACGCAACUGCCCAUGACUAUGAGGACUUGGUUAUGCGUAAACUGCGCCAAGCAGCGGAACGCAAGCGCCUUAUAGAGCAAAUGAUGAAAGAGGAGGCUGAUAAUUAAGUAAUAAUAACCGCUAAGUUUUUGAAAUGUACCUUAUAAGAAAAUAAAAUAAGUUGGCAGCGCUGCCCAAGCAGCGAUAUAUUUGUU
Molecule: messenger RNA, 1035 nt
Organism: Drosophila busckii
Lineage: Eukaryota; Metazoa; Arthropoda; Insecta; Diptera; Drosophilidae
Product: dnaJ homolog subfamily C member 17
Exons: 1
Coding region: 46-948 (300 amino acids)
Biological process (GO): spliceosomal complex disassembly
Cellular component (GO): spliceosomal complex
Molecular function (GO): nucleic acid binding
Source: RefSeq, a predicted model, not a curated record